This is a messenger RNA of Saccostrea cuccullata (small rock oyster), 853 nucleotides long. Its product is annotated as probable RNA-binding protein EIF1AD. Gene Ontology annotation, biological process: translational initiation. Gene Ontology annotation, molecular function: RNA binding; translation initiation factor activity. NCBI's taxonomy places the organism in Eukaryota, Metazoa, Mollusca, Bivalvia, Ostreida, Ostreidae. The record is from RefSeq and is a predicted model, not a curated record. Gene Ontology annotation, cellular component: nucleus. Bases 151 to 633 code for a protein of 160 amino acids. The transcript has 5 exons.
CUCGGGAUUCAAAUAUAUUUCCGAUCUCGUGUAAAUUACACUCGAAUUUCGCCACACGACUGACUGUGACAGAAAAAUUGUAAUCAUUGGUUUGAUACUUGGAUUGAAAUCUUCCUAUCGUCGAUUCCAGUUUUAAGAUGAGUUAUUAAGAUGUCUAAAGCCACAAAGAGAAAACAUGUCACAAAGGAAGUCCUAGAUGAGUUUGUUCUGCCAACAGAAGAUCAACAAAUUGUCAGGGUGACAGCUGGCAGGGGAAAUAACUUGCAUGAAGUAGAAACUGCCCAAAAUGAGCGUUUCCUUGUCAGCAUGCCAACACGAUUCAGGAAAAAUGUCUGGAUCAAAAGAGGAGACUAUGUACUUAUUGAGCCGAUCCAAGAAGGUGAAAAGGUGAAGGCAGAAAUUGCAGCUAUACUUUAUAAAGAGCAAAUAAAGUAUAUCCAGGAAGAGGGAAAAUGGCCGGCAGAAUUUGUGCUAAAGGAGAACAAUGCAGAUGAGGGAAUUCCAGCUGACAUGCUGCCCCCUAGUGAUGACGAAGAUGAAGAAGGGGAAUUAACUGUGGUCAAUGCCAACAGAAGGCACAUAGCGGUGUAUGAAGAGAGUGAAGAGAACAGUUCUGAGGAGGAGGAGAGAUAGGGGGCGGGGCUAUGUGUGACAGUUAAAAAAAUAAAUCAAGUGGCUAAGGGUGUGCUGGUGACUGAUCAACUUUUAUUGCAUGAUUAAUAACAUUGUUACAUAUCACAAAUUGCUAUUUCAAUCACAUUCCUCUUAUUGUACAAUCUGAUUAUUUUGAUAAAAUAUUCUAAAUACAUGUAAACAAACCAGGAAGUAUGGACAAAAAAAUCUUUUCAUAAAA